This is a messenger RNA of Emys orbicularis (European pond turtle), 402 nucleotides long. RefSeq names its product growth/differentiation factor 11. Gene Ontology annotation, cellular component: extracellular region. The transcript has 2 exons. The coding region runs from base 1 to 402 and encodes 133 amino acids. Gene Ontology annotation, molecular function: cytokine activity; growth factor activity. Lineage: Eukaryota; Metazoa; Chordata; Testudines; Emydidae. The record is from RefSeq and is a predicted model, not a curated record.
AUGGAGGCCACCGUGCUGCAGCAUCCCUUCAUGGAGCUCCGCGUGCUGGAGAACAACAAGCGCUCGCGGCGCAACCUGGGGCUGGACUGCGACGAGCACUCCACCGAGUCCCGCUGCUGCCGCUACCCGCUGACUGUUGACUUUGAGGCCUUCGGCUGGGACUGGAUUAUUGCCCCCAAGCGGUACAAAGCCAACUACUGCUCGGGCCAGUGCGAGUACAUGUUCAUGCAGAAGUACCCGCAUACCCACCUGGUGCAACAGGCCAACCCCCGGGGCUCGGCCGGGCCCUGCUGCACCCCCACCAAGAUGUCCCCCAUCAACAUGCUUUACUUCAAUGACAAACAGCAGAUUAUCUACGGGAAGAUCCCGGGCAUGGUGGUUGACAGAUGCGGCUGCUCUUAA